UGCGGCUGUUUUUUUGGCUUUAGUGUUGCUGUUUCUCUGAGGGAAAUGGCGGCCCCUGAGCAGCCGCUGCCGCCCAUGUCGAGAGGAUGCCAGAGCUCCGCUUCUCUUUCUCCGCCGCGGGGCGACCGAACCCUUCUAGUGAGGCACCUGCCAGCCGAGCUGACCGCGGAGGAGAAAGAGGACUUGCUGAAGUAUUUUGGGGCACAGUCGGUGCGCGUCCUGUCCGAUAAGGGGCGACUGAAACAUACAGCUUUUGCUACUUUCCCUAAUGAAAAAGCAGCUGUAAAGGCAUUGACAAGACUCCAUCAACUGAAACUUUUAGGUCAUACGUUAGUUGUUGAAUUUGCAAAAGAACAAGAUCGAGUUCAUUCCCCAUGUCCCUCUUCAGGCACUGAAAAAAAGAAAAGGUCUGAUGAUCCUGUGGAAGAUGACAAAGAAAAGAAAGAACUUGGUUGUUUAACCAUAGAAAAUGGGAUUGCACCAAACCAUGGGCUGACUUUUCCUCUAAAUUCAUGCCUCAAGUAUAUGUACCCACCUCCUUCAAGCACAAUCCUGGCAAACAUAGUAAAUGCUUUGGCAAGUGUGCCUAAGUUCUAUGUACAGGUGCUUCAUCUUAUGAAUAAAAUGAAUUUGCCCACACCUUUUGGACCAGUUACUGCACGACCUCCCAUGUAUGAAGACUAUAUGCCAUUACAUGCACCUCUUCCACCUGCAUCUCCUCAGCCACCAGAGGAACCUCCUUUGCCAGAUGAGGAUGAGGAAUUAUCUAGUAAAGAAUCAGAAUAUGAAAGCAGUGAUGAUGAAGACCGGCAAAGAAUGACCAAACUAUUGGAACUAGCAAAUCUUCAGCCCAAAAGACCAAAGACAAUAAAGCAGCGCCAAGUGAGAAAAAAGCAAAAAAUAAGGGAUAUGUUGAAUAUACCUUCAUCUACUUCACACAGCAGUUUACAUCCAGUGCUGUUACCUUCGGAUGUAUUUGACCAACCACAGCCUGUAGGUAGUAAAAAAAUUGAAUUCCAUAUAUCUACCGACAUGGCAGCUGCAUUUAAGAAAGACUUAGAAAAGGAACAAAAUUGCGAAGAACAAAAUUGUGAUUUAUCCGCUACUGAAGUUGAUGCAUCCAAUAUAGGAUUUGGAAAAAUCUUCCCAAAACCUAAUUUGGACAUUGCAGAGGAGAUUAAAGACGACUCGGAUGAAAUGCCAUCAGAAUGUAUUUCUAGAAGGGAGUUGGAAAAGGGCAGAAUUUCUAGAGAAGAAAUGGAAACACUUCCAGUUUUUAGAAGUUAUGAGCCUGGUGAACCAAACUGUAGAAUUUAUGUAAAGAAUUUAGCUAAACAUGUUCAAGAAAAGGACCUUAAAUUUAUUUUUGGGAGAUAUGUUGACUUUUCAUCAGAAACACAACGGAUAAUGUUUGAUAUACGCCUGAUGAAAGAAGGUCGCAUGAAAGGACAAGCUUUCAUUGGACUUCCAAAUGAAAAAGCAGCAGCAAAAGCCUUAAAGGAAGCUAACGGAUAUGUUCUUUUUGGGAAACCUAUGGUGGUUCAAUUUGCUCGAUCUGCUAGACCAAAACAAGAUUCUAAAGAAGGAAAAAGAAAGUGUUAAAAAUUAAUAAAGAAGCAUUCCUGCGUAAAUACUGCUGUAAUACUGUCAUACAAAGUGUAUCCUUUCUUGUCGUAUCCUUUUUGGGGCAAUGUUUUUUGUUUUUCCUAGAAAUGUUUUGUCCCUCCCCCACCCAUUGAUCCAGAUUAAGCAAUAAUUUUUUACAAUUUUUUCAAAUGAAAUAUUUUUAAAAUUAUCUGUGUUGAUUGAACAAAUAUGUGUUUUUUAAGAUUAGUUGCUGAAUUUUCUAUGCUGUCGUUGAGGUUAUGUACAUUUUCCAGGGAAAGUUAGUGAAUCAGGUCAACUUACUAAAUUGGAAAAUAUAUGCAUUUGCUUUAACACAGAAUUUAAUCUUAUUUUUUCUAUUUAUGUAUUUUCUAAACCUAAUUCAGUAACAUAUGAUUUCUCUUUUAUGAUUUAUCUGAUUAGGUUAUGUUAUAUAACAUGUUGUAAAAUUUGAUUGGGGAAAGAUUCUUUCUUUUAAAAAGUACAUAUAUUUAAAAUUUAAAUAACUGGUUUUCUGUGUAAAUUUCAUGUUAAGAGUAAGCAGACCUUACAUCUGAGGUCUUAUUAUUGAAAUCCACUUUGAGGUAGAUAGCAAGUAGAAAUAUCUUUUUUCAUCUUUCUUUUUCUAAACAAAGGGAAUAAGAAAAGA
Molecule: messenger RNA, 2254 nt
Organism: Ceratotherium simum simum (southern white rhinoceros)
Lineage: Eukaryota; Metazoa; Chordata; Mammalia; Perissodactyla; Rhinocerotidae
Gene: RNPC3
Product: RNA binding region (RNP1, RRM) containing 3
Biological process (GO): mRNA splicing, via spliceosome
Cellular component (GO): U12-type spliceosomal complex
Molecular function (GO): pre-mRNA intronic binding; U12 snRNA binding; protein binding
Source: RefSeq, a predicted model, not a curated record